Messenger RNA from Siniperca chuatsi (mandarin fish), 2917 nucleotides. RefSeq names its product cell division cycle 37 homolog (S. cerevisiae) (gene cdc37). Gene Ontology annotation, cellular component: cytoplasm. Bases 231 to 1310 code for a protein of 359 amino acids. Gene Ontology annotation, biological process: protein stabilization; protein folding. NCBI's taxonomy places the organism in Eukaryota, Metazoa, Chordata, Actinopteri, Centrarchiformes, Sinipercidae. The transcript has 9 exons. Gene Ontology annotation, molecular function: protein-folding chaperone binding; heat shock protein binding; protein kinase binding. The record is from RefSeq and is a predicted model, not a curated record.
UGUAUUUAUUGGAAUCAUUCCGGGCGCGCGGGGCUGCUGCUGCCGCCGUUGGAAAGGGGAUUUAUGUAAACAGCUUGUGGCUUCCUCCCUCGCUAAGAGGAUUGGGAAACUAUCACUUUGUUUUGUUUUCUGACGCCUUGUCGGUGUAGUGUCCCUGCUGAAUAGCCCUGCAGUUUCCUUCUUCUAAAACUGAAAACCCGGAGAGGACAGGGGCCAAAAAGAGCUGGAAGAUGAGCACCGGAGCGGGCAUCGACUACAGCGUCUGGGAUCACAUCUAUGUGUCAGACGAUGAAGAUGUGACCAGUCCGUACGUCGACACGCCGAGCUUGUUCAGGAUGAGACAUCGGGUCCGGCUGGAGAGAAUGGCUGAGUUUCAGCACAGAGGGGAAGACCUGGAGAAUAACUUUGCAGAAUGCAAGAGGCUAUUAGAGGAAGCGCAGGGACGACUUAAAGAGCUGGAAGAAGGAAAGAGGGAGGGAGAGGAGGAUGAGGAGAGAGAGGCUGAGCUGAAGAAAGUCCAGGCCGAGGUGAGAAAACUGAAGAAGGAUGAAAAGUCGUUUGGGAAAAUGAUCGAAGAACACCGGCGAGAAGAAAAGAAACUGCCCUGGAAUGUUGACACUAUCAACAAAGAAGGUUUCAGCAAGAGUGUACUCAACAUCAAGCCUGUAACAAAGGAGGAAACAGAGGAGGAAAAGGUGGAGAAGCACAAGACCUUUGUGGAGAAGUAUGCGAAGGAAAUCAAACACUUUGGUAUGUUGCGGCGCUGGGACGACAGUCAGAAGUAUCUUUCAGACAACCCACAUCUGGUGUGCGAAGAGACGGCCAAUUGCCUUGUUGUCAUCUGUAUUGACUUUGAGAUAGAUGAGAAACAGGCACUGAUGGAGCAGGUGGCCCACCAGGCCAUCGUCAUGCAGUUCAUCUUGGAUUUGGCUCGGACGCUUAAGGUCGACCCAAGAGGCUGCUUCAGACAAUUCUUUUCAAAGAUCAAGACUGCAGACAAGCCCUACCAAGAUGCGUUCGACCAUGAGCUGGAGUUGCUGAAGGAGCGGGUCCGCAGCUGUGCGCAGAUUCGUAUGGAGAGCGCUAUGAAGGAGCUAGAGGAAGAAGAGAGGCUCAAGAGACGGGGCCCAGGUGGUUUAGACCCUAUAGAGGUCUACGAAUCACUGCCAAAGCUCAGCAGAAUGGACACCACCAGUCAGUCAGCAGUUCUCUUUGCAAGGAAAUACAGAAGAGCUUUGAUGAGAAGAACAUUCAAAUGCUACAGGAAGCUAUCAACAAACUGGACCCAGAGGAAGGAAAAUACCACCUGAGGAGGUGCAUUGACUCUGGACUGUGGGUCCCUGAAUCAGGAGAGGGUGAUGAUGGAAAAGAAGAGGAGGAAGAGAAUGAGGAAGAAGAUUAAUAAGAGAAGGAAGAACCUAAAUGAAUGGCAGAAAGCAGUGCGAUAAUGUUUCGGAUGGCAUCAGUCAAACUGAUACACCUGUUCUUUGCCUCCAUUUUGACCCACAUCAUCACUUUAAGUUAACAUUCCUUGUUAGUUGACAGUGAAUGUUGACAAGUCCGACAGUGUACAAACAAUGCUUCAUACAUCCAGUGUAAUGUACAUAUAUGCAUAUUUAAUAAGCAUAUGGAUUAAACCAUCAUGUGAUUUACUGGAUUAGCAGUGUUUAGAAAAAAGCACUUUUACUGUCUUCUUCAAGUUUAAGGUACUUUAUGCAACCAAGUAAACAAAAUAACUACAGAAUAAGAUAUUUUUUAGGCAUGCCUUGAUCAGUGUUUAUAUUGCAGACACUUGACCCUGAAUUAAUGUUAGAAUUAGAAAUGAGUCAACAUCACAGGUGCCACUGACAUCACCACUGAUGAUGGUUUUAUGAGAGUAACACAGCCACAGACUGGAAGAUCUGAUCCUGAGACAUUGGCUUACACCUCUGACAUAUUAAACUCAGAUACAUCUAGAAAAUUAUCCAAAUGUCAUUUUUUAUGUCCAUCUAGUCCAUCUAGUUACCUCACUUAUCAUUUGUGAUUGGUGAAUUUUAAGACCAUUAACUACGUAAUUUGUGAUCAAUCUCAGCUGAUAUCAGUUAGCCUUAAAUUGAGUGGAGCAUUCCCAAACAAAGUAUGCUCAGCAUUGAAAGUAGACUGUCCAGUGCAAUGGAAAGUUUGGUUUUUGCUGAGACUGUCAAAGGUAUAAAGUAACCUAUAGUAUUUUCUAUAACGAGACAAGGCUGAUAAGCCGGCAGGGCAAAUAUAUCAGCCGAUAUUUGCUUAUUGCAGAUACAGUAUAUACAGUAGGUAUCAGUGUAUAUGUCAGCCAAUAAGUAACAAGACAUGUUUGAGAUCAUUUAAAAGAAUAUCAGCUGAAAUAUCAUCAGGUUUUUGUAACUCUCAAAUAUCAAUGUUGGUCAACCUCAAAAAUCCAGUAUUGUAGUAGGAACUCCACGCAUCUCAGAGUAAACCUGUCAAGGUUCUGUAAAUCAGAUUUAAUUAUAAUCAGCCUAACCUAGCUUUGAAAAUUUGGGUAUUAAUUGAGUAAGGUUGCAAGUAAUGAUUAUUUUCAUCAUUGAUUAAACCGAUUAUUUUGUUGAUUAAUUGAUUAAGCUUUUAGUCUAUGAAAUGUCCCAUAAUUUUGCAGUGUUAUAAAACAGAAAAGCAGCAACAUUUUUGAGAAGCUGGAACCGGAGAAUGUUUGACAUUUCAGCAUGAAAAAUGACUGAAAGGACUAAUCGCAAAUCUUAAUAGUUGCUGAUUCAUCUUCUGCCGAUUGACUAAUCAGUUAGGCGAAGAAUUGUUUUCAUCAUUGUUGCUUUGUAAUGUAGGCGUUAUAUCACAUUAUGUAACAGGUUUUGUGAGUACUUGUCUAGGGGUAUUACAAGACUGUUUUAAAGUUGUGUUGUAGAAUAAAAUCAGGUAAAUCAGG